Molecule: messenger RNA, 477 nt
Organism: Closterium sp. NIES-65
Lineage: Eukaryota; Viridiplantae; Streptophyta; Zygnematophyceae; Desmidiales; Closteriaceae
Source: the annotation of a GenBank genome assembly
AUGACGCCGUUCGAUGAGGCCAUCAAAAAGCUCAACGAUUCGGGUUACACCAGCUUCGUCUCGCUCGUUAACGCCUACGGCAAGAUGAAACAGGUCAAGGAUGCUCUCUCAAAGCCGCUCACCAUGCUGGUGCCGUCGAACGCGGCGAUCAGCAAGCUGCAGAUCACCAAGUACAAGUCAACGGAGCUGAUGGUGGUCGUCGGAUUCUCGGCCUUCAAGAAGGUCAUUCCCGCCGAUGCGCUCAAGACCCUGCCCGUGGGCAGCAACAUCACGACUCUCGCGAGCACCAAGGCGGGGAAGCCAAUGACGCUUCAGAAGCAGGCGAACAACAAGAAGGGGCAGGUGGUGCUGCAGGGAAAGAAGGGCAGCACGAUGGCGAUCACCAAGCUUAACUUCUACCUCAAGCCCGGCAAGCUCGUCGUUCACACCACCGACGCCGUCGCCUUCCCCACCACGCUCCAGGGCACCGUGCUGUAA